AUGAAUUGGCAAGACAUUGCCGAGGAAUCUCAAGCUAAAGUGCUUAACUCCAUCCCUAACCGCUGGCGAUUAGAUGUCAAUCAGUAUCAAGACCUCAAAGAUAUCACCAAUGUGCCGUACAUCUGCGGCCUGCUCACUGAAGAGCAGCUCAAAAUCACGGAACUCACAGCCACAGAAAUAGUCAAGAAAGUUGAGACUCGCGAGCUGAAAUCAGUGCAACUCUUGGAAGCAUUUGCUGGACGCGCUGCUAUCGCGCAUCAACUGGUCAAUUGCCUGACCGAAUGGUUCUAUGAAGAAGGCCUCGCACAAGCAAGAGAGCUUGAUGAAGCGCUAGAGAAGGGUGGUCAUCUGAAGGGUGUACUGCAUGGUGUUCCUAUCGCUCUCAAGGAUAUCCAUUGCGUUGCAGGCCAUGCUUCGACAAUGGCUUUCGUCUCAGGCAGGAACAAUAUCGUCAGCCAGGAUUCCGCCGUCGUUGCUGCCUUGCGAAAUGAAGGCGCCAUAUUCUUCUGCAAGACCACCAUGCCUCAAUCAGCUAUGGCAAUCGAGACGGUCAGCAACCUCUGGGGUCGCACGUUGAACCCUUCUAAUCGGGACCUGAACGCCGGAGGUAGUUCUGGAGGCGACGCUGUCCUGGUAGCUAUGAAGGGUACACCUCUCACGCCCUCGACUGAUCUCGGCGGAUCGAUUCGUGUACCAGCUGCUUUCAAUGGACUCUAUGCUCUCAAACCAACAGCUGCACGAAUCCCAAAAGGUGGGAUGCCGGACCUUGGUCAGAGUCUGAUUCAAGUGUCCUUUGGACCUAUUUGUCACUCCAUUGAGGAUAUGGAGUUACUAACCCGAGUCAUCAAUGCUCAUCCUCACAACAGAUUCGAUGUGACUUGCGCGCCUGCUCCAUGGAGGAGGAUCGACGCCCCAGAAGGGAAGCUGAGGAUUGGGCUGAUGAAAUGGGAUGGUGUGGUGAAGCCUCAUCCACCAAUUCUUCGAGCAUUGGAGCGUACCCAACAGCUCCUGAUAGCAGCUGGACACGAGGUUGUUGACUUCAAGCCGCCCUUCGACUGCUGGCAAGCUUUGAGGACCACCUUCGACAUAUACUAUCAAGGUGGAGCUGAUGGGACCGUCGCUGCACUUGAAGAGUCUGGUGAGCCCAUAAUCCCAGCGUUUGCCGACUUACUCAAGGUCUUCAAUGUUCGGAAACUUCCCGCUUCAGAGAUUCUACAGUUGAGUGCCAAGGUACGAGACUACAAAGAGCAGUUCCUGGCAGCAUGGGAUAAAACAGCCAAUGACGGCCGUCCUAUCGACGUCUUGAUAUGUCCUCCGGCACCCGGCGUUGGUUAUCCUCAUGACUUCAAUACAUACUGGGGAUACACAUCGCUCCUCAACCUAAUCGACUAUCCUUCUGCGAUAUUGCCGAUACCAGGACUCAAGGUCAGCUCUGAGCAGGAUCCUCUUGAUUUGGAAUACGUACCGUUGGACACCAAUCCCUACGAUAAACCCAACCACGAGACUUAUGACCCCAGCCUUGUCGAGAACCAAGCAAUAAGUAUACAAGUGGUCGGUCGUCCUUUCGAAGACGAAGAACUCAUUCAAAUAUCCUCGAGUCUUGAUGCAUUGUUUCGCGGUCUCUAG
Fusarium oxysporum Fo47 is the source of this 1626-nucleotide messenger RNA. Its product is annotated as amidase signature domain-containing protein. The record is from RefSeq and is a predicted model, not a curated record. The transcript has 7 exons. The coding region runs from base 1 to 1626 and encodes 541 amino acids. Lineage: Eukaryota; Fungi; Ascomycota; Sordariomycetes; Hypocreales; Nectriaceae.